Messenger RNA from Seriola aureovittata, 8067 nucleotides. Its product is annotated as contactin-associated protein-like 4. The transcript has 25 exons. Lineage: Eukaryota; Metazoa; Chordata; Actinopteri; Carangiformes; Carangidae. The coding region runs from base 168 to 4118 and encodes 1316 amino acids. The record is from RefSeq and is a predicted model, not a curated record.
GUGCUCUGUCCUGAAGUCCCUACGCCAGUACGUCACAGAAAUAAAAUUGAGAAACUUUAGUCUGUGGGGUUUGAGGAGAUCUCUCUUGGAGCUGGAGAGGAGAGGUCCGCCGUCUCUCUCUCCUCCGGCAGCCACCGGGCUUCUCUGCAUCCUCCCGCCGCUUCAUCAUGGAUCUGGGGACUAAAAAAAGAGUCGCUGGGAUUAUUAUCGCUCAGGUCGCCCUGGUUCUCUCCAGCUCAUACGGGACAACCGGAGAAGAGGUGUGUGAUAGCCCGCUGGUAUCCAAUCUGCCGCCAUCGUCCUUCAGGAGCUCCUCCCAGCUGUCCAGCAGCCACGCGCCGGGAUUCGCCAAACUCAACAGGAGAGAAGGAGCUGGAGGUUGGUCCCCUCUCACCUCAGACAGGUAUCAGUGGUUGGAGGUCGACCUGGGCGAGCGGACAAAGAUCACAGCUGUCGCAACCCAGGGGCGAUACGGCAGCUCUGAUUGGCUGUCGUCGUACCUGCUGAUGUUCAGCGACACGGGACACAACUGGAAACAGUACAGACAGGAGGACAGUUUAGGGUCUUUUCCAGGUAACAGUAAUGCAGACAGUGUGGUUCAGUACAAACUGCAGCAGCCGGCGAUCGCUCGCUUCCUCCGACUCAUUCCUCUGGACUGGAACCCCAGCGGGCGGAUCGGACUCAGGCUGGAGACUUACGGAUGUCCUUAUACCUCUGAUAUGGUGAGUUUUGACAGUGGCAGCAGUGGCCUGGUGUACAGGUUCAGUCCCGGCCCGAGGAAAACGUUCAGAGAAGUCGUCUCACUGAAGUUUAAAACCCUGAAGAAUGCUGGGAUGCUGCUCCACGCAGAGGGACGAGAAGGCCUCAGCCUCAGUCUGGAGUUAGAGAGAGGAAAGCUACAGCUGCUGCUCAGACAAGGUGGGACUUCAUCCUUUGAGCCCCGGCGCCUUGCCUCGCUGGGCAGCCUGUUAGAUGAUCAGUAUUGGCAUCAUGUAGUACUGGAGAGACACAGCUCUCACCUCAACCUCACUGUGGACAAACACAUGGAGAGGGUUCAAAUCCCUGCAGAGUUCAACCACUGGGACAUCGAACAGCUGAGUGUAGGGGGAGUCCAGAGCCUCACUUCUCAGAAACCAUUCAUCUCAAAGAGGACCUUCCACGGCUGCCUGGAAAACCUGCUCUUCAACAACCUCAACCUAAUAGAACGAGCUAAACACAACGACCACCAAGUUACACUUAUGGGCAACGUGACCUUUUCUUGUGCUGAGCCAGUUUCCGUCGCAGUGACGUUCCCCGGCCCCCAGAGCUUCCUCCAGUUGCCGGGUGCGACGGCAUCCUCUUCAGGGGACGUGUCUGUUGGAUUACAAUUCAGGACGUGGAACAAGGCGGGGCUUCUGCUCACCUUUGACCUCCCUCAGCAAGGGGGAGUGGUAUGGCUGUACCUGAGUGAAGCCAUGCUCCGGCUACAGAUCCACAAGGCUGGCAGGGCACUGCUGGAGCUAAGUGCAGGUUCUGCUCUGAAUGAUGGUCAGUGGCAUUCAGUGGAGCUGAACUCCAGAGAAGGACGUCUGACCAUCGCUGUGGAUAAAGAGGAAGGAGGCUCCGCUCACGCCAGCCCCUCGUUUCCUGUCGCCGUUGAAAGUCACCUCUUCUUUGGUGGUUGUCCUGCUGUAGACGACAGUCAGGAAUGCAGAAACCCUUUUAACGUCUUCCAGGGCUGCAUGCGUCUCUUAACUGUGGACAACAGAAACGUGGACCUGAUCAUGGUGCAGCAAAAGCAGCUGGGAAACUACAGCAACCUGCAGAUUGACAUGUGUGGAAUUAUCGACAGGUGUUCUCCCAGUCGUUGUGAACAUGGCGGCCUCUGCAGUCAGUCCUGGACCGUCUUCCACUGUAACUGCUCUGACAGUGGCUACAGCGGAGCCACCUGCCACAGCUCUGUGUAUGAACAGUCCUGUGAAGCGUACAAACACAACGGCAACUCCUCGGGACAUUUUUACAUCGACGUGGACGGCAGCGGACCAAUCAAACCACAGCUGGUCUACUGCAACAUGACAGAGGAGAACACGUGGAUGGUGAUCCAGCACAACAACACAGACCUGACCAGAGUCCGACCGUCUCCUGGUGUGAACCAGCAUUCAGUUCACUUUGACUACUCGACUAAAGAGGAGCAGCUGUUGGCUGCUAUUAGCCAAUCAGAUCACUGUGAACAGGAACUGUCCUACCACUGCAGGAAGUCCCGCCUCCUCAACACUCCAGAGGGGUCUCCGUUCAGCUGGUGGCUCGGUGGUCCCGGCUCCGGUCGGGUCCAGACUUACUGGGGCGGAGCUCAACCAGGAAGUCAGCAGUGUGCCUGCGGGCUGCAGGGCGACUGUGUGGACCCACAACACUACUGCAACUGUGACGCUGACCGCAUGGAGUGGGCUGAAGACUCAGGCCUGCUUAUCCACAGGGAGAGCCUCCCAGUCAGGACUCUGGUGCUGGGUGACAUCCAGAGGCCAGGGUCAGAGGCCGCCUACAGGGUGGGACCGCUCCGUUGUCAUGGAGACAAGAACUUCUGGAACGCUGCAUUUUUCGACAAGGAAACAUCGUACCUCCACUUUCCCACCUUCCACGGGGAGCUGAGCGCGGACAUCUCCUUCCUGUUCAAAACCACGGCCUCCUCUGGUGUCUUCCUGGAAAACCUGGGCAUCAAAGACUUCAUCCGCAUCGAACUGAGCUCCUCCACUCUGGUGCUCUUCUCCUUCGAUGUGGGUAACGGCCCGCUGGAGGUUCGCGUGGAGUCGAGCGUCCCACUCAACGACAACCGGUGGCAUCGAGUCCGAGCCGAGCGCAACGUCAAGGAGGCGUCACUUCGAUUGGACGAGCUUCCUGCCGCCACGCAGCAGGCUCCUGCUGACGGACACUUCCACCUGCAGCUCAACAGCCAGCUGUUCAUAGGAGGCACAGCGUCCAGGCAGAAGGGCUUUCGGGGCUGUAUUCGCUCUCUGCAGCUGAACGGCGUCACCCUUGACCUGGAGGAGAGGGCGAAGAUCACGCCCGGGGUUCGACCCGGCUGCCCGGGUCACUGCAGCAGCUACGGCUCGCUCUGCCAGAACCAGGGCCGCUGUGUGGAGAGGGUCAACGGCUUCCACUGUGACUGUGGCCUGUCAGCCAACACCGGAGUCUUCUGCCAUACAGAGGUGUCAGCCACCUUCAAGUCAGGCACGUCUGUCAGCUACACCUUCAAGGAGCCGUACGAGUUAAUCAGGAACAGCAGCGCCCUGCCGUCCUCCAUCUACUCUGACAUGACGCUGAGAGGAGAGAACGUCUCUCUGAGCUUCAGGACGAGCCAGAGUCCGGCUCUGCUGCUCUACGUCACCUCCUACUACAGAGAGUACCUGGCCCUGCUCAUCAACAAGCACGAUAAGCUGGAGGUGCGGUACAAGCUGGACAGCAGCAGAGAAGCUGAAGUGUUGAGGAGCAGAGUGAGGAGUCUGGCCAACGGACAACUUCACACUGUGACCAUCAGGAGACUGACGGACUCCGUCUCUGUGCAGGUCGACCAAAAUGUCAGAGAGGACUUCAACCUGACAUCAGACGGAGAAUUCAAUGCCAUCAAGUCACUGGUGUUGGGCAGGGUGCACGAGUCGGAAGAGUUGGAUCCAGACCUGGCCAGGUUGGCGUCUCUGGGUUUUACCGGCUGUCUGUCAGUGGUCCACUUUAACUCCAUCAGCCCUCUGAAAGCUGCUCUGCUCCAUCCAGACACCAGCCCCGUCGUCAUCACUGGACCUUUAGUGCAGUCCAACUGUGGCUCCUCGGCUUCAGCCAAUCCCUACGCAGCAGAGGACACGCACCACCUGUCAGACCAGUCUGGUUCAGUGGGUUCAGGUCAACCUUUAGUCAAUGCCAUCAGGACUGACUCGGCUCUGAUUGGAGGUGUGAUAGCGGUGGUGAUCUUCGUGGUUGUGACUGUCCUGGCCAUAACUGCCAGAUUCCUCUACCGGAGAAAAGAGACGUAUAGAAAUCAGGAAGUGAAGGGAGUCAAACAGGACGACAGCCAAGAUUUUCCUUUCAACAACCAAACGACUGAUUCCCAAAAUGUCUCCAGCGAAAGCCGAAAGGAGUAUUUCAUUUAACUAAAGGCCUGGUGAACUGGGGGACUUUUUGGAGCUGAGGGUGCAGACCGGGAGUGUCCUGCCACGCCUCAGGACUUCACACUGCACUCAGAGACACUUGAGACUUCACUGGUGGAAGUGGCUCUUCUUUAUAUGGAAAGCAAAAACGAACAAUACACAGUGUUGUCUUUGUUUUGCUUUUCUCUACAUUGUGAAUACUGAUACAAACAGGAAACAGUGUCGGACUUUAAGGUGUUGAUAUCGUCGUUUCAUGUGUAAACAUUCAAAAAUGUAAAUGCUGAUUCAAGUCUUUGUAACAACCUCUGGCUAACGUCACUUUGUCAUAUUGAAAUGUUGAAUAGUAGAGGUAUCAGUAUUUUUAUGGUGUAUCAGUACAUAAAAUGUGAAGCUACACCCUCUUGUGGUUGAGUUUCUCCUGGAGAGAUGGGAAUAUGUAGAGACGGAGGCAAACUCCCAAUUAACAGAUAGCUGCUUUAUUUCUCCUGGAAGGUUUUGCCCCAACCUUUACAUGGUCUCUAACUUCCAGUAAGGUUUUUCUUUUCUUUAUAGAAUCCUUAAUAUUUCAGUCGAGAUCGAGUUGGUGACAUGCGAGGUUACAGGAGCAGCAAACACUCCCUGAGCAGCAGCUUUGUCAUAACAGAGAAGCAACUGGUGUAUUUGUUUACAGUGCAGCCAAACAACCUCAUAUUGUAGGUAAAAGGGCGGGAAGAGUCUGACACCAAUGGAAAAUACAUGAAUGUGAAUACACUGAAAGGCUAUUGCUCGAAACAGUAGCAAAAAAUGAGUUUGAUGUAAUGAAAAUCUUAUAUAAAUGUAAGCCCCGCCCUCUCAGAGCCACCGUCAUGGCUGCAGACACUUACACUAUUGUUAUACUUUCUGCCUCCAUGAGUACACGAGGGUCUGUGUUAUGUGAAUUUCAUCAUGGGAGGGUGUACAUCAGUGUAGCGACCAAUUUGUUAUGUUUGCACAGACAUAAAUCACUAUGCAAGGGUAGAAAACCAACAUGCACGCUGUUUGAAGAGAAGCUGUGUGAAGAGAUCGGCUGCUACCUUCAUCUCUAUAAGUCAUCUUUAAAAUAAUAAGUACAGCAGAUAAAUUAGCUCUUCUUGCAUGGAUGUCGCCAUUUUGACUGAUUACGUACUCCGGGCAAGUGCACUACGAAACAAACUAUAUGUAAAUGAAAACAACUAUGCCUCUGUGGGGUCCACAGCUGUCCGCGUGCACAAAUCAGUACAACUGAGAUAUUAGUUUCAGUCGUGAUGUUUCACUUUUGAAAACACAACAUUACUGUUAUUUACCUUUUAAAAAAGGGCAGAGUGGAUUCAGUUGACCAGAAGUAAAUAAACACGCCAAGCAGCUACAAUAUACAUUUUAAAACUUAGCUUGAAGCGGUCAGCAGAAAGCUGUAACAUCAGUUAAUUAACCUUUACCCCUGUAGUUACACAAAACACUGCAAAAGGUUUCAUUAAAACUGCAGAUCUCUGAAUAACGGCGGACAAAAGUGAAUCAAAAGUUGCCUCACUUAUGUAAUGUAGCCUGAGGAAUGCUUUCUGAAAAUUUCCAUAUGAAGAAUUCAAGUUGCUUCUCUCGCAGAAACUCUACCACCGGAGUGAGACUUCUCACCGUCCCAUGGUUCAAGUGAUUCGAACAACUUUGUUCUAGUAAACUUUGGUUCCUAGUCUGUAUUUUGGAUUAAUUUAUAAGGAGUUUUGUAUGUGUAUGACUGAAAGUUCCCUGCAAUGACAGUUGGAGAAAUCUGAGCCAUAAUCAGGGUAGAGGUGGGCUGACAGGGGCCCUCAGGUUGUGGCAGAUAAAGAUCAUCUCCUCUAAAGAUGGAGACACAGCAUAGGCAGGAAACCUCAUCACACUCACGAAUCCUGAUCAUUUUUAGACUUCUACCAUAUGCGGUUUGUUCAAAAGCCAUUACAUUCACUUCCCUUUCACAUUCUACCCCCACUUCAGUUUUGUCCUCCCUGCUGCAUGCCGCCUGCUGGGAGCUUCCUCCCCCAGCUCUCUGAACAGUGAAGCUUUUAACAGCAACAGCAGCGCAGGCUCUGUAACACUGUGGCUGUCUGUCACCUCGUUCACUGCACGCAGAGACAGUUAAUGUGUUUUUGAAAUGCUAAUCUGCUUCGGUCUGACAGGUGGAUUGUAACGCGAUAGAAAGCAGUAAGAUGAUCAGAAUGAGACCGCGAGAUAAUCCAAGAGACAGAGUGUCAGGCAGACAUGGAUGUAAUGAAAACACAUUCUGAUAUUAACACUGAAAAUGAAGCAAAUCCCUCCAUGUGAUAAUUCAGCUCAUGUGUAAAGAGUGCUGCUGAUGGAGGGAAGCCAAGAAGCAGAAAGAGCAUCGACAGCAGCUGUUUAUCAAACAUACACCACCGUCUCUCUGCGAGACCCCAAAGCACAGAUGGGAUUUUAAUGACAAAAGUUGCUAAAACUUCAAAGUGCAUCUUAUUUAUUUUUUCACCCCACAACAAGGAGUUGAUGCGGGCAUUGUUUUCAGCUGUUUCUCUGUCCCUGAUUUUAUAAAGUGCUCACCACCGCUGUGCAUCAAUUCUGCAUUAGCAGCUCACUCCAACUCACACUGAUGAGUAAAACCAAAGUAAUAACCUUGCUGAUUUCUGCCCUUCAGAAAGAGGUAAUGUAACAAACCCAACUAAUUUGAAAUGACUAAUUAUUUUCAUCUUUGUCAUCUGCUGACAAAACAAACGUUUUAAAAGCAUGUGUGGGUGUCAUGUCAGUCCGUCCACCACUUGGGUCCACACUGAAAUAACCACUGUGUGAGAGAUUUUUAGACAUUUUUCGUGCCCAGACUGAAUCCUAAAGAAUUUGGUGAUCCCCUGAUUUUGCCUCUAGUCUCAACUUGAGCUUGACAUUUGUUUUUUAAUGAAAUAUAGAAAAACUGUUUGAUUGAUUGCUUUAAAAUUCAUGGUCCCCAGAGAAUAAAUUGCAAUAACUUCACUUCAUUUUCAUCUUUGUUCGAUACUUAGUUCUUCAGUUAUUUGGUCACAAACCAAACGCUCCCAUCUGCCUCAGCUGUAGCUACUUUGUGUUUAGUGCUAAUAAGCAAAUUUAGCAUGCUAACCCUAAUCUGGUAGAGAAGAUGAACAACAUUAAACAUUACAAAAUUAACCUCAGCAUGUUAGCAUUUUCAUGGUGAGCAUGUUAGCAUGCUGAUGUGAGCAUUGAGCUACUCUUUAAGCUUCACUUCCUGUGUCUACACGGGUGGCGUAGCACGAGCAGCACGUUAGCAGAGCAGCAGUAACUGCAGUUCUCAGUCAGUUUACACGCGAUGCUUUCAGGGACCGUAUUGAAUGUAGGUCACCCCUCUUUUGGCUGCUCUGAGUCCAACGCUUGGGGGUUGCACGAGUUAAACGCGAUCCUUUACGUGGCUGUGUCCGUCUCAGAUGUAUUGAUUAUCUGAGACAGACGACAGGAAACUCACCCAGCUUUGUUGUUCUCCAGUUCUGUCAUGAUGGUUUUGCUUUUGAAAAAAUCCUUCAAAAAAGGCAAGAACACAAUAAAGUGCACCUGAUCAUACCAAUAUGGCAAUCAGAAAACAGACUCGAAUUGUCAGCGGAUAAUAACUGAGGUAAAGAUUCUGUCAAACCAUAAUGAGUGGAGAGAACAACAGUGUCUUCAUGUUGUAUUUGGCUGCAUAGGUGCAUCUGUACACUGUUCAAUUUGAAAUUUCAAAAAUCAAGAUUUUUCUGAUGGUUUGAUUUCUUGUUGGUGAUCAGUGUAGCUAUAAUAAUAAUGAUUUGAUGGUACAUAUUAUUGGUGAGUGAUGUAAGUGAGUCUGAGUGACAUGCCAUUAUACAAAAAAAUAAAUAAAUAAAAAUACCCAGAAGAUUUUAACCAUGUUCUGGUCGUUUGGUUACAGAGAAAAUCCUGUUUGAUGAAAAUAAAGUUGUUUUUUCAGAGAACGAGUAUGAUUUUCAAUGAA